UACCGGAAGUGCCUAGAGUUUCAGCGUGUUACACCCCGGAAGUAGAUCUUCUUGUCGUGGAGAAGCUUGGCGGGAAGGGAGCUACCUCAUCCUUAAAGUUGAAGAUAACCAUUAAAGAUGUCUUCCACAUCGCAAAAGCAUCGGGAUUUUGUGGCUGAGCCUAUGGGAGAGAAGUCUGUUCAAUGCGUUGCUGGUAUUGGCGAAGUGCUAGGACAGAGGCUUGAUAAUAAAGGCUUUGAUAAGGCUUAUGUUCUCUUAGGUCAGUUCCUUGUGCUGAAGAAGGAUGAAGACCUUUUUAAGGAUUGGCUAAAAGAUACAUGUGGAGCAAAUGCAAAACAAGGAAGAGAUUGCUUUGGCUGCCUUAAAGAAUGGUGUGAUGCCUUCUUGUAAACCUGUGUUUGCCUUGGUGUCAACUCUAACCCAGUUAUUGAAGUUUAUCGUUCAUUUUAAAUGUUGCCCACCAAUUUUGAAAGUUACAAAUAUGGGUGUUUUUAUCUGGACGUUUGAAAAAUUGGAUUGCUACUUCUCAAAUUACAUUCAGUAUGAAAUGACUUGUUCACGUUUCUUCCUGCAUCAGUAAUUUGGUCCACACACUUGUUAUAGAUGAAUGUUUUAACCAAUAUUAAUAUGCUAUUGUAAAUCGUAUAGAUAUUCUUAAUUCAAAGUUACAGCAUGAAAACAUCUUUUGAGAAGAAUAAAAUGUUGUAUUUUAAAGUUUAA
Messenger RNA from Rana temporaria (common frog), 720 nucleotides. It is a transcript of the gene BANF1, whose product is annotated as BAF nuclear assembly factor 1. NCBI's taxonomy places the organism in Eukaryota, Metazoa, Chordata, Amphibia, Anura, Ranidae. Bases 118 to 390 code for a protein of 90 amino acids. Gene Ontology annotation, molecular function: DNA binding. The transcript has 3 exons. The record is from RefSeq and is a predicted model, not a curated record.